UUCGGCAAAUUUUUACACACUGUGAUAGCCGGCUGGGACGAUUCGGAAUGUCAGAAAGCUUUCGAAUCCAUCUGCCAACAUACAGCUUUGUUGAAAAAUAUCAAAACCGUGGUCAACUCCAGGCCAGGUCUAUAUCCUGGUAUAGAAAACGGUAUCAGAUUAUUGAUAAGAAGAGUGUUUUUAGAUCCCUGUCCCUCCAUCUCAGACCGAGCUUUCUGGUUAACUCGAAUAUUAAAACCUUGGCCCAUGGUCACACAAGCUCGAAUUAUUUAUCUUUUAUACGGGGCAGCUUAUCAAGGUUCGCCUGAUGAAUGGCUAGCUGAGAAUGUGGCUAAUCUACUGUUACUAUGUGGAGAUAAAAUAACAGCUAAAUUAUUAAUUAGUAAGGCUAUCAAUGGUAGAAUUAUAGAGCUCUGUAGUAUCACCACUUCUUUCUGUUUGGUAUGUGUGAAGAGUAACUACAGCCUGUCCUGUGUGAUGAUCAUGAUACAGAAUAUUCUACAAGUUAUGGACAACUCUAAAGAUCGACUCACGUUUAUUAAUUCUAUGAUGGACAUGUUUAAAGAAAUGAUUUUAGACAUGCACGAAUUCUCA
Molecule: messenger RNA, 594 nt
Organism: Lottia gigantea (owl limpet)
Lineage: Eukaryota; Metazoa; Mollusca; Gastropoda; Lottiidae
Exons: 4
Source: RefSeq, a predicted model, not a curated record